Messenger RNA from Sinocyclocheilus rhinocerous, 1380 nucleotides. RefSeq names its product DEP domain-containing protein 7-like. Lineage: Eukaryota; Metazoa; Chordata; Actinopteri; Cypriniformes; Cyprinidae. The transcript has 7 exons. The coding region runs from base 30 to 1313 and encodes 427 amino acids. The record is from RefSeq and is a predicted model, not a curated record. Gene Ontology annotation, biological process: intracellular signal transduction.
AGAGGUCGCUAAUGAGCUGCUGUUGAUUAAUGAGAAGGCUUGAUGAGUGUGAGUCACAUCUGCAGAGAGGAAACGAAUGCAUGGCUUCAGUUCAGGAUAGAGUUGCUGCAUUAAAUAUUGUAGGGAAAUUAUACAGUCCCCUCAACCAACCCCUUGAUCAUAGAUUGCUCAACAAACAUCAAGAUGUACAAACCAACAAGGUUCAAAGCAAAGAAAUCUGGAGCCACAUCAUCGCUGCUCUACAAGCCCAAGUGAAGGUCAAGAAACACAGGCAACAUCUGAAAUCUCAUGAUAACUGCUUUCUGGGCUCUGAUGCAGUGGAUGUUAUUCAGGAUUAUCUGACCCAGAAUAAGGUUUUUGGAGAUGCCCAGGCCUCCAGAGCCACAGUGUCACGACUGUGCCAGGUGCUGCUGGACUGUAAGGUGUUUGAGGCGGUGGGAGCCAAAGUUUUGGGCAAGACCAGUAAAACAGGAGGCUUCCAGGACAGCAGCAGCAGCCUCUACAGAUUCCUGAAGGAUCCGUCCCUGGAUGUGUUGGAAAUGGCGCUUUUCCCACCAAGUGAAGAGAGUCUGAUGAACAUCACACCAUGCAGGCAGGACAUCCUGUUAUUCUCCCAUAGUACACCUGUGAAACCAGACCAUGUGUUGGAUCGUCUCAUGGAGAAGCUGGACUUGACCGGACUUGUCGGUUCUCCUCCCACUGAUUGUCUUCCUCCAUCUGGUAAGAGCUUUGUUCAGAUUCUGCUGAUGUUUGAGUUUGAACGAGUGUUAGAAGUCCUGCAGCUGACGCUGAAGCUGCUGUCUGCGUCUGCACGUGAGGAACUGCGCAGGCUGCUGGAGUUUAUGGCCGCAGCUGCAGAUGCUGCAAAUGUCAAGCUGCACAAAGAAAUUGAAAACCGGGUGGUUGUGAAGAAGACGUUCACCAGAGCCGUCAUCCAGAGCAAGAGUCUGACAAAAGGAAAGACAGACCUGCUCAUGCUCUUCAUGCUUGACAACCACCAGGAGAUCUUCAAGAUUCCAGGGUCUCUUCACAAACUGGUCAGUGAGAAGCUGGAUGACAUUGUGAAACACAGAGAUUCUUCCACAACUGAUACCCCGUUUUGUCAGCGAGUGCCAAGAGACACGUACACAGAGACCAUAAAGGACUCGACCAAAAAUGAGCUGUACUCUCUCUUGAAAAACAUUGAUGAAAACACCAAAUAUCCCCUGAAAGAGAAGAAACGACUCCUGGCGCAGUUUUAUAAGGGUCAUCCAGACAUCUUCAUGCAGUAUUUUGGGUCUAGACUGAGCACACUAAACCUUCUUGAAGUUUAAGUUCACUGUGUCCUGUAAAUGUUUUUUUGUUUGUUUUUUUGUAUCCAAAUAAAUAAAAAUAAACAUU